GUAGCUCGAGAGAGUCUCUCGAGAGGCUGGAUUAGCCACAAGUUGUGGUGAACCAGGGUAAAAUCGCUGUGCCUCUUUCUUUUCUCUUUACUUCUCGCUUAUUCAUUUUUAUUCCUGCGAUUUCUUGAUCGAACGCUAUUCACCCCCCGUCUAGCGUUUGUCUAUUAUUCUAACAAUUGGUAUCAGAGCCUAACUCGCGUCCAAGCUUAACUGUUUGAGAGUAAAGCGAUCAUGGGCUCUUCUUCUAGAAAUCUCUAUGCAGGAAUUGGAGAAGGACAAUCAACCUCUAGGCCACCACUCUUUGAUGGCACCAACUACUCUUAUUGGAAGGAACGGAUGAGAAUCUAUAUUCGUUCCACCAACUUCCAAUUGUGGUUGGUGAUCAAAAAUGGAGAAGAAAUCCCUAUGAAGAAAGUGGGAGAAACCACGGUCCCAAAGACCGAAGACGAAUUUGAUGUCGAGGACAUCAAGAAGAUCAAAAACUAUGCAAAGGCCAUCAAUAUGCUAUGUUGCGCGGUCAACCCUGAUGACUACCGAAAGAUCUCCUGUUGCACAACCGCCAAGGAGAUGUGGGACAAGCUUGAAGUGACGUACGAAGGUACCGAUCAAGUUCGCGAAGCCAAGAUCGACUUUCUCACCCAAGAGUACGAAAUGUUCUGGAUGAAAGAAGGUGAGAAAAUUGAUGACAUGUUCGACCGGUUCUCAAAGAUAAUCAACGAUCUUCAUGCCCUCAAAAAGACCUACACCAACAAGGAUCUUGUGAGGAAAAUCCUGCGGAGUCUCACACCCGAAUGGAGGUCAAAAGCCGAUGCAAUCUACGAAUCCAUCGGAGUCUCCAACAUCACCAUCGACGGGCUAAGAGGUAAUCUUAAAACCUAUGAAUCUACUUUUCUAACCCCGUCUUUGGAUGAACAAAAGAAAAAGGGGAUAGCUCUCAAAGCCACCAAGGAGCCGGUGGAAGAGGCUUCAAGCGAUGACGACAAUGAAUUCGGGCUCGUCAUCAAGAAGUUUCACAAGUUCAUGAAGAAGGAAUUUGAGCGGAAGGGAAGGAAGCACAACGGUCCUCCCAAGUGCUACGGCUGUGGCGAGAUUGGCCACAUCAAGCCAAGGUGUCCAAAGGCCAAACACGGCAAGGACAAGUCUGGCUUCAAGAAGCAAAGGGCCUACAUCUCUUGUGGUGGCGAUUCCGGCGACGAAUCAACCGACCAAGAGGAGGACGAAGCUGCAAAUCUCUGCCUCAUGGCACACGAAGAUCAAAGCAACGACGUCCAAGAUGACAAGAGCAGGGCCGCCACCUCCGGGAAAUCAAAGUCCAAAUCCCGGGCGCCUACGUCAUCAUCCGAGGAGCGUCUCUACUACGGUGACGGGUCAUACCUUUGGUUUGAUUCCGAGGAGGAGCGCACCCGUUUUCUCACCUUCUUCUCCAAACGGGUUGUGGCCCCCCUACGAAUCAUCCCGGAGCGUUACCCAGAGUUGCAGGGCUACGAAGACCUCGACGCGCAGCUUCAUCAAGACGGUCUUUGGCCGUUUGUCUCCCGGGCACGAAAGGAGAUCAACCCGGCGCUGAUCCGGGCCUUCUACUCCAACCUCCGGCGUGAGGACGACGUGCUCUACUCGCUCGUCAAGAGCACGCCGAUCGAGCUCACCGUGGAGCAGCUUGGGCGCAUCGCCAGCCUCCCCUUCCAAGGCGACGAUGUGUCUCACUAUGGUGGAGAGGAUUGGGUGCUCAACAACGAGGGCCUUAUCCUCAACGAGCUUGGCAUCACCGAACUCAAACGCCAUGGCUCGGGCCGCCCAACCAUCCACUCCGCCAAGCCCGAAGGCCGCCUCGUCCUCUACAUCGUCUCCCGGAUCAUCAAACCGAGGAAGCACGGCCACACCAUCAUGCACGGUGAAGACCUCAAGCUCAUCCAUGCGAUCAUGCAUUCGGCCCCAAUCAAUUGGGCAAAGUUUGUCAUGAUCAACAUGACGAUUGCAGCGUCCACCGAGCACGACCACCUCCUCCCCUACCCGUUUUUGGUGAUGGACAUCCUUGAACGGUUCAAGCCAAGGGAGCACAGAGCGUCCCGUGAACUUCCACAGUGCGUCGGGAAGCCACACAAAAUAAGGGUGGCCGAAACCCAAAACGAACAGAAGUCAAAACGGGCCUAGGAAUGAGAAAUAAAUGGGCCGAACAUAAAAUGGGCCAUACGAUCAGAAACGAGCAAAAUUGAGGUCAAAGUAGAGCUCGAUGGGUCCCUGACGCAUCGGGCCCCCGUUCGUCUCGUUGAGACCUUUCCGGAAAGUGCUCGCACGCUGAAAACGGACACUCCUUGCAAAAGUUAUGCCCAAAAUAGCGUGAUCACCACGCUAAGUGGUUGACGA
Molecule: messenger RNA, 2364 nt
Organism: Cuscuta campestris
Lineage: Eukaryota; Viridiplantae; Streptophyta; Magnoliopsida; Solanales; Convolvulaceae
Source: the annotation of a GenBank genome assembly